AUGAAACUCGAAUUCCGGAGUGCCCGGACAACAGCUAGCGGACUCUAUUUCCAUACGAUUUUUACUUUCGACCGUGUGGAGUCAAAUUUUACACCUCCGUGCAAUUGGCGAGAAAUAGAGAUGCAGCCCUUAGGAGCGACGCGAAUGUAUCGUGCCACGAAUGUCCUUCGCACAGCCUUAAGACUUGUCGAGUCACCCACCCAAAUCGUCAAUUCAACUGCUCCGGAGAUAUCCAAUCUAUGCACUGUUAUUAAAGGGCCAACUCAAUCAGGGAUCUGGUUAGGCUAUACGGUCUCCCUCACGACGGUCCUUGACCGAAAAGAGUUCCGUCUAGAACACAAAUGUCGGCUCGGGCUCAAGCUUGCCUCCUCUGUAAUGCAGCUUCAUGCGACUUAG
This is a messenger RNA of Penicillium samsonianum, 396 nucleotides long. RefSeq lists its product as uncharacterized. Bases 1 to 396 code for a protein of 131 amino acids. The transcript has 2 exons. Lineage: Eukaryota; Fungi; Ascomycota; Eurotiomycetes; Eurotiales; Aspergillaceae. The record is from RefSeq and is a predicted model, not a curated record.